Molecule: messenger RNA, 953 nt
Organism: Penaeus chinensis
Lineage: Eukaryota; Metazoa; Arthropoda; Malacostraca; Decapoda; Penaeidae
Product: forkhead box protein L1-like
Exons: 6
Coding region: 1-942 (313 amino acids)
Biological process (GO): regulation of transcription by RNA polymerase II; cell differentiation; anatomical structure morphogenesis
Molecular function (GO): RNA polymerase II cis-regulatory region sequence-specific DNA binding; DNA-binding transcription factor activity, RNA polymerase II-specific
Source: RefSeq, a predicted model, not a curated record
AUGUCUGAAAAUACUAAUUCGGGCCUUCUGCAUCGCCUGCGCAGAUGUGUGCUGGUCCGGCCCUUGUAUAUUUUCACGACGCGGCCGCAAAGGACCUGUUUACGCGGGACUAGUUUGUCUUCUCACAACACAGCAGGCCCGUUAGCCGUUCGCAAGAUCUAUUUAUCGCAGCUUCUUUCGUCGUCUCUACCCGCGACAUACACGCCGACGCUUCCCGCCUCUCUUCUGUUUCCGCCAUGCAGGCUGGGCGUCGCUGGACAAGAAUCGGAAGUGCACCAGAAACCCCCGUUCUCCUACAUCGCCCUCAUCGCUAUGGCCAUCAGGAACUGUCCGGAGCAGAAGAUCACCCUCGCAGGCAUCUACAGGUUCAUAAUGGACCGAUUCCCUUACUACAGACACAACAGACAAGGUUGGCAGAACAGCAUUCGCCACAACCUAAGCUUGAAUGAUUGCUUCAUUAAGGUCCCGCGCGAGAAAGGUCGUCCGGGCAAAGGCAGUUACUGGGCCCUCGAUCCAGCUUGCUCCGACAUGUUCGAGAACGGCAACUACAGGAGGAGGAAGAGACGCCCAAGACAGCCUCUUGCCCCGCCUCCGCCGAUGAAGGACGCCAGAGGACAGGGCAGGUCUUGCAAGCCGGGACAGAAGAAGGAGGAGUUGGGUCCCUUGGACGUUCCCGAAGAAGAUCCGAGAGUAACGCCAAAUCCCGCCGCCUUGAUGGAGAGUGGCGGGAAGUUGGAGAGCAAGACGGGCAGAGACGACAGGGUUAUGAAAUUCGACUUCCCUCUGGCCAUUCCUUUCGGUCACGAUAGAGGAUCUCCGGGCGAGGAACUAAGGCAAUACGAAUCCCUGAAGCCCUACCUGAAGCCGACUUCCAUCACCCAACAGUUUGUGGAAGAACCGUGGAGGGUUUCCGGCCAUAACUUCGCCAAGCCAAAGAAAUGACUCGGAAGACC